CUGGGUUUUAGCGAAGCUUUUGACGAAGUUCCACACCACCGUCUAAUAGCGUAUUGCAAAUCUUUAUCUUUCCAGAAAUGGCGAUUCGCCAUAAAAAUUGGGAAUUUUUGCUUGGACUGUAUCAUCAAAUCAGUAGACUUUUGGUAUAAUCACAAGUCCCCAUUCACGUCAAAUUUAGCGGUGGUUCUUCCAGUUGACGGACUGAGGUUUCAUUUUGAUCCACUUUUGCAAAGGUUGCGGUUGAUUGAAAUCUAUGAUUUAUCUCGAGUUACUUUGCGCUACUGGGCACAGUAUUUUAACAGCCCUUCCGUCACGCCAACUUUGCAAGAAGUACUCCGAAUUUUCGGCUCUACCAAACCUCUUCUUCCCGUGGAAUCAGAUGGUUCCUAUCGUUUAUCCUAUCGGGGGAUCACAUUUUUCAUGACUCCCACCUCCUUCGGCUCCGGAUCCCAUGAUCACACAUCGUCCGUGGCUCCAAUCGGUUCUCUGAAUCCAUCAGAGCAGACUCUAGUGGUUACUCGUCUUUUCAUCUAUUCUGGAAACAAUCUUUCGGAAGCCAAGAUAACCCUGGACCUUCCCAGCGCUUGCUACUUGAAUAAUGUCUUCUUGGAACGUUUGGAAGUCCUGCGACACAUAAAUGCCACAUCCGCCUUGAGAUUUCAUCUCGUUUCACAAGAUUUAAGCGUGAAUCCAACAAGAGAGCCGCAAACACGACGUUUCACGCGGACGUUACAGUUCGGUGCCACGGUUCAAGAUGUUUUAGCUGCUCUUGGAUCACCGAGUCGUAUUUUUUACAAGACGGAAGAUAAGAUGCAAAUUCAUAUGCCCAAAUGGUAUCGAAUAGAUCAACCACGACGAUCGGAUUACUUCUUCAACUACUUCACCCUUGGUGUGGACAUUCUCGUGGAUGGUCAAACGCACCAAGUGAUCAAAUUUGUUCUGCACACCAACCAACCGGGCGAGUACACAUUUAACACGUAUUAUCGGUGCUUUUUCGAGAUUCCUUUGUUGUCCAGUGCCCCGGGUGUUGAAAAGAUUGUCGAAGAAGGGGCUCACGGAGACCUCGCGGAAGAUUUGCCCCGAGAUUCCCCACUGAUGGAUGCAGGUGCAGAUACGGGCUUUGUUGUCACGCCGUUUGUUAAGUGGUCUACAAUUCAACAUCACAACGAAGCGCUUUUAACCGUCGAACCGGUGGUAAUUCACCGUUCUGUGAAAGCUGGUACAAAUAUUUUUGGUUCGACGCUCGCUUAUGGCUACCAAGAUAUAAUAUUCGAAGUGAUUCCGAAUUGUGACUACUUGGCAUCUGUAACACUGUAUGCUCCAGCGCGACGUACACAUUCAUAA
Messenger RNA from Fasciola hepatica (liver fluke), 1344 nucleotides. The record is from the annotation of a GenBank genome assembly. Lineage: Eukaryota; Metazoa; Platyhelminthes; Trematoda; Plagiorchiida; Fasciolidae.